Messenger RNA from Rhopalosiphum padi (bird cherry-oat aphid), 1454 nucleotides. RefSeq lists its product as uncharacterized. The transcript has 4 exons. Gene Ontology annotation, biological process: phospholipid metabolic process; arachidonate secretion. Gene Ontology annotation, molecular function: A2-type glycerophospholipase activity; structural molecule activity. The record is from RefSeq and is a predicted model, not a curated record. Bases 207 to 680 code for a protein of 157 amino acids. NCBI's taxonomy places the organism in Eukaryota, Metazoa, Arthropoda, Insecta, Hemiptera, Aphididae.
UAGUGGAUACACGUACGAGUGUAAUACAUUCAAGAUCGCGUGUUAGUUUUCACAUAGACGUAGCAGUGGUCGAAGCGCGUGACGCUCCUAGGCUACAACUAUAUAGGUACCUCGUAGGUACUAACGCAGUAAUUUUCGCGGUUAAUUUUAGUUGAUUUUUUUUUCAUACUUUUUUUGUUUCAACGGUUUUUAAAAUUAUUUAAUCAAUGGUUUUGAAAUUUAUUCCUGUGAUUUUUUUAAUUUGGUUUACAUUUAAUUGCCAUGGACAAACAGAAUCAAGAGAAACUCAUUUUCCUGGUUAUCAUUUCUGUGGACCGGGAACGGACUUUUUGGAACGAAUUGCUCGCGGUCAGCUUGGCAUCAAUAAGCUAGACGAAGCGUGUCGAUUACAUGAUUCUGUUUAUACAAAUAGUACAGAUUUUAAACUGAGAAUGGAAGCCGACAUGAAAUUGGAAACACAGGCGUGGGAGCGAGUGAUAGCGAAGGAUAGCAGUUACAAGGAGAAAAUCGCUGCAUGGAUGGUGACAAACGUCAUGAAAGUGAAACGAAAGUGGAAUACUCGACGUCUACAACGGGAAUUUGGUAAAAAACCUAGUGAUUUAUUAACUCCUACGCCCAAAAAACCUCGACGUUCAAUUGGUGACUUCCCCAAAACUUGGUUCAGGUUGCGACUUGGAUAAGAAUUACACUGAGAUUAAGACAAAAUCGUGUUUGCAUUAAAUGUAAUACUAAUAAAGAAUUAUUGCUAAGUACAAAUCUGCAAUAUCGUUGAACCUUGAAAUUCAAUAGGUAAUGGAAUGAUGUUUAGCAACUACACGCUGUGAUAUUAUAUGUUUAGUUAAAUACAAUUUUUUAUUGCACUAUGCGUACUAUUAUUAGUUCAAAAGCAAAAUAUAAUAAGUAUUGAAUGAGAUAACAACCAAUCUAAAGCAUUUGUUUCUGAUCAGUGUUAGACAAUGUGGUAAUGUUGAAUUGCAUAAAUGUAAUGUAUGCCCAGUGCCUACAUACCUUUACGUAGUUCAAUACAAUAUUUUUAACAUCCAUGCUUAUUUAUUUUAAUGGUAUAUAAAAAUGUAUGACUGUAUUAUAUUAUAUAAGUACCUAGUCAAUGUAAAUAUAAUUGCUAUUGUUUUUUUUUUUUUUUUUUUUAAGGACAUAAGUUGUUUUAAAAUAUGUUCAUGGUAUUAUUAUAUAAAUUAAAACAUAAUAUUUAUAAUUAUUCAUUUUAGUUGUUAUUUUUUUUUUUUAAAUAUUUUUAAUUUUAAUUAAAUUAAUUCUUUUAAUCAUUUUUUUAUGCAAAUUUUCUUAUUUUGUUGAGAGUGGUAUGUAAUAACAAACUAAUUAAUUUUUUUGAUUAUAUUAUUAUUCUUAACAAAAGAUUAGUAUUGUACCUAAAUUGUCUAUACGCUACGCCGUGCUACAUUUCAUUGAAAUAAAAAUAAUUUAUUAAUUUA